Molecule: messenger RNA, 1257 nt
Organism: Neoarius graeffei (lesser salmon catfish)
Lineage: Eukaryota; Metazoa; Chordata; Actinopteri; Siluriformes; Ariidae
Product: 5-hydroxytryptamine receptor 3A-like
Exons: 9
Coding region: 1-1257 (418 amino acids)
Biological process (GO): regulation of membrane potential; nervous system process; signal transduction
Cellular component (GO): membrane; synapse; neuron projection
Molecular function (GO): transmembrane signaling receptor activity; neurotransmitter receptor activity; extracellular ligand-gated monoatomic ion channel activity
Source: RefSeq, a predicted model, not a curated record
AUGAUGUCAACCACGAGGAUCCUGAAACUUUUCAGCAUCAUUUAUUAUAUAAUGGUGCUUGGAUCUUUGGCAAAUUGUGUCACGCGUCGAUGCCUGGCUAGGAAACUGGUUGCAAUGGAGCUUUUCAGUCCUCCAAUGCCUUCGGGAUGUACCGUUACAGUGAUUCUCAAAUCCAUUCAAUAUGAGACCCUGUCUGUGGAUACUAAAGCCCUGCGUUUCUCAAGUCGCAUUAGAAUCGAAAUGGAAUGGAAUGACCCAGACCUUGCAUGGAAUGAUACGUAUGACUUUAAAGAAAUUAUGCUGCCAGUUGACAAAAUCUGGACUCCUGAUCUAAAUGUAGCCAACGCAGUCCAAACGGAUGUGAAGCCUGUCACUACUGACAUAUUAGUGAGACGUGAUGGCACUGCCCAACAUUCUAUCCAAUUGUAUACAACCGUGGUGUGUGGAAUCAACCUUUUUUACUACCCUUUUGUACUAGAUGCGUGCCCAGUAGCCCUUAAUGGAUGGACAGGAAACAAUUGUGGGCUAAAUUUAAUCUUUGGGAACGUAUCUUCAGUGGGCCAAGAUCGAGGUGAAUGGCGAACUAUAGCAGUGGAGCUAAUUCAGGAUGAAGAAAACUUGGACCGCAACUAUCUCUUUGUCACUAUGUCCACCAACCCAUUCGACACAACAGUGACACUCAUUCUCCCCAGUGUGCUUAUCAUGUUAGCUGAUCUGGUGAGCUUUGCACUCCCACUGGAUAAACGCAGCUCCUUUAAAAUCACUCUGGUGCUCAGCUUUACCAUGUCCCUGCUCAUCCUCACUGAACACGUGUCUGACAGUGGCCUCUGCAGUCCGCUGAUCCGUUAUCACUUUUGUUUCUGCUUGAUCAUUUUGGUUAUGAGCUUGCUGAUAUCGAUGGUGUUGUCGCGAGUUGCAGACAAGGGCGUCAUCUUGUCCUGUACGCACCCAGAAUCAUAUAAAUCAAGAAACACCGUUGGCAAAGAUGAGAUAAAAAAGGGUAUAAACCUGAAUGGUGCGUCUACAAUCUCAGUUGAUGUGACUGCCAAGGACACUUCAAUACAGAAAAUUGUGGCUUUCGUGGAGAAUAUAGAGAAGACAGAUAAAGAAAAAACGAAGAGGACUGAGUAUGCAAAUCGGUUUGACAGAGCCUGCUUCUGGUGCUACCUUUGCUUUGAUAUUAUUUAUGUCAUUUGUAUAAUUGGUAUCACUAGAACAAAUUUUUGUCAAAUUAACAAUCUGGAUUUCUGGAUUUAA